AUCUCCCCCAUGUCCCACAAAGACUGUGAAUUAAACUACCCUGCAGUUGCAGACAUAAACCUCACCCCUCCCUCUCGCACGGGCUGGGGAGCGAGGUCUGUGGGGGUGGGGGGAGAGGAGUGUGAGGAACUGAUAAGGGGUGGUGACUGAGUGAAAGAGAAAAGAAGCUUUUGUGCGGGACCAGAUAACUUCACUGCAUCACACCCCUUCUCUCUGUCCACAGUGGCACAGUCCUUCCCAUCCCCUGCUAAUCCCCCCCAAAAAAAUUACUUUUUUUUCCCUUCUCUCAGUCUCAUUUUCCUGGAGACUGCUUGAAAUUCCAGCACUUCCUGCCAGGAACGUUCCGUUUUGCUUUCUUUCUUGCUCUCUGUCUACCUCCCCCUCUUCUACCCUCCCUACCCUCAUACCCAACCCCGACCCCCAUCCCCACCACCCCCUUCCCCACCCACCCAACUGAGGAUUGUAACAAGAAAUGUUUCGCUCUGUGAUUUGGAUCCUCUGCUUCGGAACCACCACUGCAGUGAGCGGGUCACGAAUCACCGAGCAGCCCCAAGAUCAGGUUGUGGUGGCCGGAGACAGCGCCCUCCUCUCCUGUGCUGUGUUCAACUACUCUGGCAUUGUCCAAUGGACCAAGGAUGGACUGGCACUCGGAAUGGGAAAUGGCCUACCAGCAUGGCCUCGGUACCGUAUUGUGGGCGAGGUGGAGAAGGGGGAGCACAACCUGCAGAUCCAGAAUGCUGAUCUGUCUGACGAUGCUGUCUAUGAGUGCCAGGCGACUGAGGUGGCCCUCAGGUCUGACAGGGCAACAUUGACUGUGCUGGUCCCUCCUGAUGACCCUGUAAUUGACGAUGGUCCUGAGAUACUGCUGAAAGCAGGUUCCAUGUAUAACCUAACAUGCCGAGCUAGUGGAGCCAAACCAGCAGCAGACAUCACUUGGUACCAGGAUGGUGCAAUGCAGGAAGGGGCUGCCAGCUCCAAGACUGUGAUGGAUGACGGGAAGAGGUCCACGACCAUCAGCACUCUCCCCAUCACUCCUACUGAUGUGGACACUGGCCACAAGUUCAGCUGCCAUACAAGCAACAAGGCGUUGCCUGCUGGAAAGGAGACCUUCGUCCAACUCAACGUUCAGUAUCCACCAUCUGUCACAUUAUCCAUACAUCCUCAGAAGGUACGAGAGGGAGACCGCGUCAUCUUCACCUGCACUGCCAAUGCCAAUCCUGCCAUCAAUGGAUACAGAUGGGCGAAGGGCGGGCUGCCCAUUGAGGGAGCCCGGGGCAGUGUGUACGAGACAGCUGUGGAUCACACAUACUUCACAGAGCCCGUCUCCUGUGAGGUAAAGAACUCAGAGGGGAGCACGAACGUCAGUUCCCUCGUCGAUGUGGAGUUUGGACCACGGAUGGUAGAGGAACCAGAGAUGAAGACAGCCAACAUGGGUGAGAGUGUGGUGCUGAGCUGUGUAUGGGUGGGCAACCCGCCCUUGACCCUGACCUGGACAAAGAAAGGCUCAAAUGUGGUGCUUAGUAACAGUAACAGGCUGUACCUGAAGGCGGUCACCCAGGCUGAUGCAGGACAGUAUGUAUGCAAGGCAAUCGUCCCGCGGAUUGGGGUUGGUGAGAGGGAGGUCACCCUCAAGGUCAAUGGCCCUCCAAUUAUCUCAAGUGACCCUGUCCAGUAUGCAGUGGAAGGUUCUUACGGCCAAGUGGAAUGUUAUAUCGCAAGCACGCCUCUCCCAGACCGCAUCGCAUGGACAUGGAAGGAAAUGGUACUGGAAUCAGGAGCAUAUGAGCGGUAUUCAGUGGAGACGGUGGGCACAGGUUCAGCAGUACAGUCCACAUUACUAAUCAGUAAUGUUGCCCAGUCCGACUUUGAGACAGACUACAACUGCACAGCCUGGAAUAGCUUCGGACCAAGUACAGCCCUCAUCCAACUGCACAAGCAAGACGUACUUCCCAUCGGAAUCAUCAUUGGCAUCACAGCCGGGCUUGGGAUUCUGCUCACCCUCCUCCUAAGCAGCCUCGCCAUCAUCUUCUACAGGAGACGAAAGCGGAGUCGGAAGGAUGUGACUCUUGGGAAACCUGACAUUAAAGUGGAGUCGGUGAACAAAGAGGCACCACUGGGCAGCAAGGAAUUGGAGGAGGAUGAUUCCAGCAUCUCCACAGCAACUCGGGUGAUGAAAGCCAUGUACUCGGCAUUCAAGGAGGACAUCGAACUGAAGUCCGACCUGCGUCCAGACAUCAUCGAUACACGGGAGGAGAAUGAACUCAAGGAUCCGACCAAUGGCUACUACAAUGUGCGGGGUCAAGAAGAGAGACCAGCUUCCCGGACACUUCUGUAUGCGGACUACCGACCUGCGGGGCCACGCUUUGAGACACGCCCUCCUUCCCGCCUCUCCCACACCAGUGGCUAUGCCCAGGGUGCUGGUGUACCCCCACUGACAGGCUCACCCUAUGGGCGACUGCCCGACUUUCCUGGGGAUGGAGCUGGGGACGCAGUCAGCCAGCUAUCAUACGAGCCCUAUGCUUAUACAUAUGGCAUGCCCCUGUACACGCGGACAUUCGAAUCCUUUGAAACUCCACCCAAGUACACUGGUGCCUCCCGCUUCUCUUACUCCUCCUCCCAGUCCGAGCAUGGACGUCCCUACCAACAGCGCAUGCAGACCCAUGUCUGACCAUUUAUGAUCCUCAACUGCCUGACCCUUCCCUUUGUCACCCCAUUUCCCUGUUUGGCCCUUCAAUCAUUCCCACCCCUCAGGUGCCUUUCGAAUUGUGACCAAUCAGUAUUGAAGUGGAUAUGGUGAAGGAGUUGUUGGACAGUCAGACACUAAAGUCAGAGAGUCACGCCAGCCCUCAAUCAGGGAAGCCCCUCACUCUCUCUUCCCUCUACCCUCCCUCAUUUGCUUGCCUGUCUUCUUCUCCUUCCAAUCUCCUUCCUCUCCUCCCCUCCUUCCAUGCUUACCUUGCCUUACCUUCCAUGCUCCCCUCGUAUUGUCCUCCUCAUUUGAUCCUUUCUAUCACCGUGGCUUCUCCCACCACUCCCGUUCUCUUCCUCUUCCCUCACCUCCUUCCUCUCAUCUGUCCAUCAUGCUCCCCUCUCAGUUGUCCUAUUCCCAUGUCACUCCUCCUCUGCCUUCUGCUUCCGCUUCCCCUUUCCCUGCCUCCUUCUUCUACUCCUCCUACUUCCCUCCCCUCUCCCCUAUGCUCUCCUUCUGUACUUUUCUCUGUCUCCUCCGCCACUCCUUCCCCCCCACCAACUCCUCCCCCUGUCCCUACCAGGUCUUCUCAUUCUGCUUCCCUGAUCUUCCCCUGGCAAUGAUUUGACUGCUUGUCACUUGCUGACUGCCUCCACUGGCUGCCUCCCAAUUGCCCACUCAGAGAGUGUGUAUAUAUUUAUACUUCCUUUGGUCAAGUCUAUUUUAUAUAGUGUGUGUGUGUGUGUGUGUGUGUGUGUGUGUGUGUGUGUGUGUGUGUGUGUGUGUGUGUGUGUGUGUGUGUGUGUGUGUGUGUGUGUGUGUGUGUGUGUGUGUGUGUGUGUGUGUGUGUGUGUGUGUGUACACUGUGGAUAUAUACUGUAUAUUCUAUAAGCUGGGGAACAGGCCCCUCUAUAUCACAACAAAGAGCUUUGAAAUGUAUCACACUAAGCUUCAAUCGCACAUGCGUGAUUUUGCAACAUUCCAGAUCCUGGUGAUAGCCCAAGAACGUGACUAAUCCCCAAGUCUUCCACAAUUUCCUUCAACUACCUCUGCCCCUCAAGAGGCAGUUCACAGUUUCUGUCUCAGUACCACCAUCUUGAAGUGUGUGAUGGGACAGUGUAGAGAGAGCUUCACUUUGUGUCUGACCAUGCCCUGGGAAUGUGUGAUGAGACAGUGUAGAGGGAACUGCACUGUGUCAGACCAAUGCCCCGGGAGAGUGUGAUGGGACAGUGUAAAGGGAGUGUCACCCUGUGUAUAAGCUGUCCUGUUCCUGCCGUUUAAGGACUAUUAUCACUGGUACGAUUCCACUCCUCAUCCUGGACAGUACAAGGGCCCAUAUGUCCCAAUAGGUACUGCCUGUCAGUCUGCACAUGUGGCAGAACAUCACUCUCUCCUUCACACAGCAGGAGAGACAGGUGCUGCAAAAGUAUGGGCCAUUGCUGUGAAUGGAGGAACUACCACAGAGCACUUAAAACUAUUAAAGAGAAAUGUUAUACCUUU
Molecule: messenger RNA, 4189 nt
Organism: Hypanus sabinus (Atlantic stingray)
Lineage: Eukaryota; Metazoa; Chordata; Chondrichthyes; Myliobatiformes; Dasyatidae
Product: kin of IRRE-like protein 1
Exons: 15
Coding region: 473-2668 (731 amino acids)
Biological process (GO): cell-cell adhesion
Cellular component (GO): cell-cell junction
Molecular function (GO): cell adhesion molecule binding
Source: RefSeq, a predicted model, not a curated record